Messenger RNA from Patella vulgata (common limpet), 3558 nucleotides. RefSeq names its product thyrotropin-releasing hormone receptor. NCBI's taxonomy places the organism in Eukaryota, Metazoa, Mollusca, Gastropoda, Patellidae. Gene Ontology annotation, molecular function: G protein-coupled receptor activity. Gene Ontology annotation, cellular component: plasma membrane. The record is from RefSeq and is a predicted model, not a curated record. Gene Ontology annotation, biological process: G protein-coupled receptor signaling pathway. The coding region runs from base 483 to 1670 and encodes 395 amino acids. The transcript has 2 exons.
CUAUACAAUAUUAUCUUAGCUUUGAAAUAGUAUUCGAAUGUAAUCGCGUGGCUGUUAGAUUGUGGUAGAAAUCGUCCAAGCUUUGGUUGAUAAUACAGCGUGUUGAAGUUAUUCAUUCUUAGUCUGUCUCUCAAUGUGCAAUUACAUAUUAAGAACGGGCUAACCAAUAUGUCACCCUGUGGAAUUACAUAUUAAGAAAAAAAAUGUUCAAAUUGCCCAAUGUGGAAUUUCAGUUGAUGAAGAGUUAGAUUGUGGAUUCUAUAUUGAGAAAUAAUUGUUCAAAUUGCUUAAUGUGGAAUUGCAGUUUAAGAAAUUAAACAAAUUAUUGUUAUAUGUGGAAUUAAAUAUUAAGAAAUAGUGACAUGUAUGACUUACCGUGGAAAAACAUUUUGUAAGAAAUAGAUAUUAAAAUAUACCUGAUCGAACUCAUAUAAAGGAUUAACCAAUUAUAUCGGAUUAUUGUUUGGGUGAAGAUUGAAAAAAUGGCAGCGGAUUUUUUGACAGAUUUGGAUUUAUACGAACUCUUGUCUCAAAAUACAACAGAACAGUUCCUUAACAUGACGGAGGCGGAUUGUCUUCAUGAUGGGGUACGAGAUGUCUUGAAGGUUCUGCAUGACAACAUAACAUUCAAUACUAGCCACUGUCCACAAGUCUUGCAACCUAAGUUGUUAACACAUAGCCAGUAUUUUUACUCGUACUUCACGCCUGUUAUUUUGUUGGUAGGACUUACUGGAAACAUAUUGUCGCUGCGUGUGUUUUUAUCCAAGAACAUGCGGAAAUUAUCCGCCAGUACGUAUCUAGCAGCACUGUCGACGUCAGAUAUUCUAGCACUUACUUUUUAUGUGUUCGUUGAUUGGUUAAAAAGAGGAUUACCAGCUUUGAACUCUGACCUUAAAGUGAUGUUUUUGGAAACAGACGUUGUGUGUCAGGCAUUUUUGUAUCUCUCAUACCUCAGUAGGUUUCUCUCUGCUUGGUUUAUUGUUAGUUUUACAGCGGAGAGAUACAUCGGUGUGUGUUUACCGUUAAGACGGAAGGAUAUUUGUGGAAAACGGUUUUCCCAAAAGAUAAUUUGUUCUUUAGUGGUUUGUUCAGGGUGUAUUAUGAUGUAUAAACCUUUAUUAAGUGGUGUAUAUGAAAUAAACCACACUAAAGUUAAAAUGUGCACGCGUGAUCCAGAGUUAUCCUUUCCUGUCUUUAUAUUAGACAGCAUAUUUGCUGUUAUGAUAACUUUUAUUCCAUUUAUUAUAAUAACCGUGUUAAACACUUUAAUUAUGAGAAAACUUUUCUUGAGAAAUAAAAAACAUCGUUCUAUUAAAAUUAUCACUGAAGAAAGCAUCAUAAAGUUAGAAUUUACUAUUAUUUUACUUGUCAUAUCCUUUGUUUUUAUUGCCUUAAAUUUACCUUUCUUCUGUGUGUGGUGUAAACAGUUUCUACUUUCAAUUUCAGCUAGUAUGAAUAAACAUGCGCAUGACUUUGAUAAUAUGCAAGGAUUGCUUCUAAUAACUCGGGUAAUAUUCUAUCUCAAUUAUUGCAUCAACUUUUUUCUCUAUAGCGUCACCGGUGCAUAUUUCCGUAAGGAACUCAAAAUUCUUUUUUUCUACAAAUCACCGGAUGUAAAAGAUUACCGACGUUGCUCCCACUACACGACCACGCCCAAUUCUUGGGUCUGACUAAAAAUCUGCUGCUUGAAAGAUAUUUUCGUCCUGAAAAAAACACCUGGUGAAUAUCAGAUGCAGGUACAGACCGUCGAAAGAAAAUCGCGGAUACAAAGGUUAUGACGAUAGUCUCAAGGCAGCAGAUAAAUCUUGAAAACUUUCCAAUGACAAUGUUGUCUCCCCCCGUUCCUAACUUCUUCGCUAACCGGUGGGGGAAAUGAAUCUACAUGUAACGAUUUUGUGCUAAAGUUCUCGGAUAUUUUAUAGAUGACGGAACAAACAGCUCGUGGUUUAUCAAAUUACCAGUUAAGUGGCGUGUUUGUCAAUAAACAGAAUAGUGUACAGUUAGAGCUCAAAUGGUGCUUUCUAUCAAUGGGAAAAUGGGUGUACAGUACGCACCUUAAACGUGUCUUACAAUUGACUGAAUUAUCCUACUAUCACACUCCAAAUGGUGCACCAUAAUAAUAUGCAUCCAUUUUUGGUUUAGCCUGUAUUUGGACUACAAAGGUUUUAUCAUGGAUGCGCGCACAAGGAAUAUUUCUAAGGGGGAUAACUAAAGUAGGUAAAUAUUACAUUUUAUUUACAGAAGACAUUAACUCCGUGCAACAAUUAGUGCUUUUUGUGUACGUUCUUUUAUGAAACAGUUUUAACCAGUGUGGUAAAGAUAACACUGUAAUUGUAUAUACAAAUAGUUUAGUAUUUCAUAGAUUUUGUACAUGACAAGGUUUGAUAGGUUAGCCUUUGUAAAUUUUUGUGUUUACUUUCCUAGAACUUAUGCAGUUUAUAAUAUCACUCCACCUGCUAUAUUUCUUUAUAAAAGUAUUUCCCACGUCAUUUUCUAUCGCUUAUCAUUACAUUCCACAAACAUAUAAUGUGUCUUAAAGGUACAUUAGUUAAGAGCUUAAUAAAGAGUUGGCCAUUGUUGCUAUAAUGAUAAAAAAAAAGAAACAUUGAAAAUUUCAGUCAAAUUAGUACCCUCGCUUGGUAAGCCUUUCAUCACCAGCUUCCGAUAGUGACGUCAGUGACUAACGGUAAACGUUAGCUCGGUCGGCCAGUACUUGAUUUAAUUUUAAAUGGACGACUGUUUAAAUCCAAGCUGUAUCCAAGCCGUCCGAGGGUCUAUAGAGUUGAUUUUGGGCUUGUCAUGUAAAUAAAGGUCUAAUAAUUUCUAUAACAUCUGAAGCCUAAAUAAAGACUUGCAGUAGGCAGAUUAUUUAGCUCUUGCAUAAUGUAUGUUUAAUCUAUUAUUAAUAUUACAGUAAUGUUUCUAGGCAAGGAGGUUAUUUUUGCACGUCCACAUUGAAAGUGGUUGCAUAUUGUUAUCACACCCGUCUGUCCGCCGUCCACCAUUGCUCGUGGACGCUCUAUAGGCUUAAGGUACCAUCCGGUUGGCUUAAAAUUUAUAAACAGGGUUUCUGUUUUUAAGGCGAAGUAGCUUAUUGAUAUCUUCUAAUUACUUCCAGAAUUAUUGGUCUUAAGAACUUGUAUAUAACUAGUGGAUCCCCAGCCCAGGGUUCUAAAGUAUUCUUUAGAUUGACUUUAAAUCUAACAAUGACAAAGUCGAUAAUUAUAUACCGAAUUAUUGUCCUUUUCACUUCGAUAAACCAUGCGGGCCCUCUCGUGGCCUACCGAUUUUCAGCGAUUUUAGAUAACCCGAAAAACUAACGAGUUUUAGUGUCUUGUAUAUGCUCCCAUCACGUACAGAGACUGACGGACGACUUAGCUGAUAUUGUUGUAUGUUUCAUUGCCUGGCAACCUAUCGUUUGUUACUUUAAAUACAAAUUGUUAUGUUUUUCAUUAUCUAUGGAUAUUUGUUAUAUUAUGAUAUUGUUGCUAUUAUAUAUAUAUUUGUUAUAUGAUAUUGUGGAUUUUAAAUUCUUGCUCAAUACAUUAAUUAUCUCUA